Molecule: messenger RNA, 4346 nt
Organism: Austrofundulus limnaeus
Lineage: Eukaryota; Metazoa; Chordata; Actinopteri; Cyprinodontiformes; Rivulidae
Gene: mmp15a
Product: matrix metallopeptidase 15a
Exons: 10
Coding region: 480-2588 (702 amino acids)
Biological process (GO): collagen catabolic process; extracellular matrix organization; proteolysis
Cellular component (GO): extracellular matrix
Molecular function (GO): metalloendopeptidase activity; zinc ion binding
Source: RefSeq, a predicted model, not a curated record
UUUUUUAUUCAAAGAGGGGAGGGAGAGACUUCUUCGUGGGAAAUCGGUGAAAAAUCAGUGUUUGCGAUUUAAUACAAGUUUCUUCGCGUCGCGUUUUCUUUAAAGUUUACAGUUUAGCUGUGUGUAAAGAAGGAAAAAACGCCCCAGGUGAACUUUGAUAUCCACUUUAGAAUUAUUUUAAAUUUUUUUUAGUAAAACUCUGACCUUCAGCUCGGAUGUUUUGUGUUUGCAGCUGGAUGGAUUUUUCUAACAGAACAGAGAAACUGACAAAGAAAUACCCUCCGGAUCAGAUGAGUUCAGGAACGGAUUAAUAUUCGGUUUUUUUUUUUUUAAUUCUUUGCUUUAGUGCGUCAGAAAAUGAACACUUGUUGCGGAAAUUUGUAAAUCAGUUUUCUCCUCUCGCCUGGUCGRGGGAGGUUUGUUUUUGUUUAUCUUCAUCACAUCUUUCCAGGAAGACUUCGGUUACUGAGAGGAGGAAGAUGGGAUCCCAGCUGCUCCUCAUCCUCUUAUCGUUGUGUUCAGUUUCUCUGAUAAUCUGCAGGACUGUGGAGAACUUCCCYGAAGAGGAAAACCUCAAUGCAGAGGCGUGGCUUCGUCAGUUUGGUUACCURUCCCAGGCGAGCAGACAGAUGUCCACCAUGCACUCAGCUCAGGUGUUGUCCAAAGCCAUCAGCGACAUGCAGCGCUUCUACGGCCUGGAGGUGACCGGCGUGAUGGACGCUGCCACCKUGGCAGCCAUGCGUCGGCCUCGCUGCGGCCUCCCCGACAGAAAACCCGAGGAGGCGGCCGAAGCAGCGAGGAGGAAGCGUUACGCUCUGACGGGGCAGCGGUGGGACAAAAACCACAUCACUUACAGCGUAAAGAACAUUCACGACCGGCUGGGGUCCGAGCGGGGCUCCGAAGCGAUCCGCAGGGCCUUCGACGUGUGGGGUCGGGUCACCUCGCUCACCUUCAAGCAGCUGCCCGUCAGACACGACGUCAACGGCAGCCGCAACGAGAUCGGCGACAUCUUCAUGCUGUUCGACUCUGGUUUUCAUGGUGAUAUGUCGCCGUUUGAUGGCGAGGGUGGGUCGCUGGCCCAUGCCUACUAUCCUGGACCGGGCCUAGGUGGAGACGUGCACUUUGACGCUGACGAGUCGUGGACGUUGGACAACGAGGACCCUAAAGGUAUCGACUUCUUCCUGGUGGCGGUCCACGAGCUCGGCCACGCUCUCGGUCUGGAACACUCUGAUAACCCUGAUGCUACAAUGGCUCCUUUAUAUCGAUGGAUUAACACAGACAACUUCACGCUGCAUGAGGAUGACAUCAAAGGAAUACAGCACAUGUAUGGUCCUCCUUUGAUGACUGAUGCUCCAUCCACGUUUCCUCCCACCCAUGACGAUGAACCCAACCGUGUCUCCCCCACCUCCCCCUCUCUUCCUGAGUCUGAACCCUCCUCCUCCUCACCUCCCACCCACUCCCCACCCGAAACGUUCGACCCGACAGAAGGCGGCCUGGAUCCCCCGGCCCCACCAGAGCCGAGCCCGACGUUGCUCAACGCUCACACCACCUCCCGACCCGAGCCAGAACCCGUCACCCCACCUGUACGAAAAGCUACCCCGCCUCCCCGUAGGCCUACCAAAGUACCGGACAGCCAGGCCCCCAACAUCUGUGAUGGAGACUUUGACACGGUGACCAUGUUGAGGGGGGAGAUGUUUGUUUUCAAGGGACGCUGGUUCUGGCGCGUUCGGAGGAACAGGGUUUUGGAUAACUACCCCAUGCCGAUAUCUGUCUUCUGGACCGGUCUCCCGAGUGACAUCGAUGCAGCCUACGAACGACACGACGGCAAAUUUGUCUUCUUUAAAGAUGACAGGUACUGGUUGUUCAGGGAGGCGGAUGUUUUGCCAGGGUACCCCCAGCCCCUGUAUCAGUACGGACGGGGGAUUCCAACGCACAAGAUUGAUACGGCUAUUUGGUGGGAGCCUAACGGACAGACGUACUUCUUCACAGGAGACCGGUACUGGAGGUACAAUGAGGACACCCGGACUGCAGACCGGGACUUUCCCAAACCAAUCAGCAGAUGGGGAAAGAUUCCUCCCUCCCCGAAAGGAGCCUUCCUCAGCGAUGAUGGAUCCUACACUUAUUUCUACAAAGGGACUAACUACUGGAGGUUUGACAACCAAAGAUCAGAAGCAGACAAAGGCUAUCCUCGUUCYAUCCUGAAGGACUUCAUGGGCUGUAUGUGGGCCCCCGACCCAAAGCCGGACCCGGAUCCUGAGCAGACGCCGGAGGAGAAACCAGUCRAGCCUUCAGACGGAGGUCAAGAUGAGCAGAAAGAGCUGGACAAGGACAAAGACCAGGACCGGGACAAGAACCAGGGUAAAGACAAAGAGGAUAAGCCUGGCGUCACAGAGGAAGAGGAGGUGAACGUGGUCGUGACCGUGGCCGACAGCGAGUCGAAGGUCAUGACUCUGAUCAUGGUGGCGGUUCCCCUGGUGCUCAUCUUGGGAAUCCUGAUCCUGAUCUACGCCAUCCUGCGGACUCUGCAGAACAAAGAGACGCCGCGGGCCUUGGUGCACUGCAAGCGCUCGCUGCAGGAGUGGGUGUGACGAGAAAAAACGAACAAACGAUCACGCAGGUAUUCAUCGUUUCUGUGGCGCGGGGGUGAAAGUUUCACCUUUCUGCCUCGUGUUUGUCGACAGUUUUUUAUUUUUGUUUUAUGUUUUUGAGGUCGGUGCCUGUGGAGCAACAGUUUCUUUCAUUCUGGCCUUGAACGUAGCUCUGCCAGCUCUGUGCCUUUCAGACGUCUGGAAUAAAAAAGAGACAUUUUACCCACUUUUAAGAGUGUUCCACAGAACACAAGGCACUCUUUAAAGGAAGUAACUUUUUAGCCGUUUGAGUGAUUUAAUCGUAGCGUAAACACAGUCGACAGAGCACAUACGUUUUUUGUAAUCGUGCUUUAACCAUUUUUUUCUGUUUAGAACAGAUAAUUUGCACUUUUCUUACCUUUUUUUUUUAUUCUUUUGCAGUUUGUUUGCAAAGUGAAGCUCCGACUAGCACAGGAAUGUUGGACAGCUGCGUGUCCAUGACCUGUUCCCCACUGAGCCCUUUACCCCACCCCUCCUCCUCACACACAAUCCAGGAUCAAAUGUCAGUAKUAAAGGUUUAGCAUUCCUCGAAAGAGUUCAUAUCUUCUGCCUCUUUUUAAUGCAGUUUUAGACAGAUUUGGGUCAAACUUUGAGCGAUCUGUUGCAUGAUCUGACGACGUGUUCAGGAUGACUGUCGGCUACCAGCUCACCAAAUCUUAGCUCAAUAUCUGCAGAAUUCACAGAGGCUUAGUCUUUUUCACCUGAGCUACGGUUGGUUAGCCUCUCUGUGCUCAUACAUGUCCACAUAUUCAGACACAUGAACCACUUGUUAAGUCAUAUGGAUCWUUUUUUUUUUGUUGUUGUGCACAGACUCGCAGGCUCCAGGCUUCCCCUCCUCCCACCACAACCAUGCGAACUGCUUGGCCUGCAUUAAAAACCCGAUCCCAGAGGAGCCGUUUUGAUAUACGACCGGUGCCAGAGCUGGGAAUUAUUCGCUUUUUUAUGAGAGGAAUGUCGCGGCGCUUUACAAAAUGUCUACGACAUCUCGCAAAAAAAGAAAAAGCGAGAAGAAGUAGCAACUUUUUUUUGCUAAUUUCUCAUAUUUUCAUUUGAAGGUAAACAGAUCUGGAGCUGAAGCCUGCAGGCUGCAGCAGAACCGGGUCGAGGUCUGGUGUCGAUUAAACCCACAUGUUGCUGAUUUACUCGCGUCAGGCUUUAGAGGAGGAGGGUUAAGAAUGAGGGAAAGAAAGAAGAGAAGGAGGGGCGAUGGAAAGAAGGAAGGAGUYUGAGGAGGAGCAAUGCUGGCGUUGCACCUCCUGACCUAGAUUGAGCCGCUGACUCCUCUUCUGUCAGCUGCAGGUGAUGUUCAGUUUUUUUCCCCCCUCACUUGCUUUCUCCAUGUUUUUUUUUUUGUUUCACCGUUUUAACUUUGUGCACUUCAGUCUUCCCACGUGUUUUCAUUUUGUCCUCCACUCUGCUGGAAAAUUCARGCAUUUAGCAGAUAAUAAAUGCACAGGAACAUCUGCCGGAUGUGAUUUGAUCUCGUCUCUCUGUGGGACGUUCCACUCUGAGGCUUUUUAAAACAUGUUGCAGUUUUUAACCCUUUUUCCCCCCUCCCACGUGUUUUUAUUUGAAGUAACAUUAGAUUAAAAACCAGUUAAUGGUUCUUUUUGUACAUUUAGGUUUUCUGUAGAUCAUGAUGAUGAUGUUAAUGCAUGCAGGGCAUGUUCUGUAAGGCCUUUUAAAAGUUUCACAAUAAAACUCACAGCUGAAAAAGCA